This is a messenger RNA of Aplysia californica (California sea hare), 2882 nucleotides long. Its product is annotated as G-protein coupled receptor 161. Gene Ontology annotation, biological process: G protein-coupled receptor signaling pathway. Lineage: Eukaryota; Metazoa; Mollusca; Gastropoda; Aplysiida; Aplysiidae. The coding region runs from base 1416 to 2834 and encodes 472 amino acids. The transcript has 2 exons. The record is from RefSeq and is a predicted model, not a curated record. Gene Ontology annotation, molecular function: G protein-coupled receptor activity. Gene Ontology annotation, cellular component: membrane.
GAAGCGUUGGAGUAGCCUAGCGUACGUGGUACUGGAGCUUCACCAAGCUGACUGAGCCACAACGCCACUGAGACAGAAGUUUACGCGCAUACAUACACACGCACGUAUAAAUACUGCACUCACUCGUACGUUCGUUCAUCAGUUAGUACGUGCACGAGAUUACUCCAAAAGGUUUUACGAUGAGCGCUAUAGUGUGAUGCCAGAAUGCAAUAUCAUGCAUCUUCAUGAUCGGCUUGUCUUGUGCGAGCGAACAGACCGUUCGGAUUUCAGUUGAUGUUUUCAGCACGUGUGUGCUGUAUGGACUCUCUAUUUCCUCAAAACACCGUGUAAGUGUUCAAUGAACGUGUUAUGAAUCAGAACUCCCUACCGGAUUUCUCAGAGGAGAAAACUGUACACUUAAAUGUUCAACGCAGCUGUAAUGCAGACCCUGCUGAGAUAGCAACCGUCUAAAGAUAGAACGACCAAUGGUUACGUGCUUUGAUGUAUGGCUUACGUCAUUGACACAAAAUCGAAGGACAAGAGUUGUCGCUGAGAGCCACUCGAGGACGAUAGCGUCCCUUUGUUUCUUCCCUCCAAAUCCAAGACCCGCUCUGUCACUGACGAGUGCGGGGACAAUUAUAGAACUUGGACGAGACGCAGAGGGUGAGCGAGUGAGUGGGUGACUCGAGUCCAGGGUGAGCGUGCGGCUGGUCAAAUCUUUCAAGUUCUCGAGCAAGCACCGCGCGUUUUGACACUCGACCACGUUUCUCGAAGCGGAUCAGUAUUAGCAGCUGUGUUCUUUUCUCUUCUAUUUUAAUGAGCUUUUUUUUUCCAACUAUCGCUUGGAUCUAUUGUGUAUGACUAGAAGCACUGUUACGGUCAAGUCAAGAACUCUAAUUUUGACUUUUUGACAUCUUAUUGCCCCUUUUUUAAAGAAAAGAAAAGAAAAGGCCGAGGUUGAGAGCAGAUUCUGUUGUCGUGAUCGUUAAGAACGUUUUUGCCAUCUCUUAUUACAUCAGUUGUGCCGUCUAGCAAGAUACUUUGAGUUGACAUCGUUGUUGGGUUUACUGUUUCACGUCAGUGCGAUUUAUUACGAAGCAGAGGUUCCUGAAAAGACUCUUCUACACAAAAUGCAGCUGAUAAUUGCAGUCAUAUCACGAAGAGUGCUUGUAUUCACAAACAUUAUUUAGCAAUGAACUGUAAGAAUUUUAAUCUAAAUGUCGUCGAAUUAGAACGAAAUUCCCCGAGAAAGCUUGUCAUCAGAACUCAUUGCUUUAUCAUGCCAGCGUUGAAACUUGCCUGCAUAAUAUCGCAGCACCAGAAAAAGACAAGCGCGUUGUGUUAAAGGUUUGCGUGAAGUAAUCAUUCGUCUGGUGGUUUAAUCCGUUAGACAUUCCUAAAUUUGCUAUAAAGAUUUCUUCUUAGACGUCAUCGUAAUGGCGUUGUCCAGGAAUGGGUCGUCUGCAGACCAUCUGGUCAUGAGGAACAACGUGAACGUGAUCGUGAACACUGUCGGCGCCGCCGGAGGCACGGCCCAGCCCGGCGGAUGUGACGCAGGAGCCGAGAUGACUCAGGCGGAAACAGCUGUCAUGAGCGCCAUCUUGGUUCUCGUCUUCCUCUCCAGUCUAGUGGCCAACGCCUUUGUGUUCGUCGUUUUCUGCAAGAGGAAGACGCUGUCAAUGUCCAACAGAUUCGUCGCGAACCUGACCGUCUGCAACUGUUUGAACACUCUGCUCGUUGUGCCGUUCGCUUUUUCGUCGCUUUUGACCAAGCAGUGGGUGUUUGGAGAGGUCUGGUGCGUCUGCACGGGUUUCUUGAUGAACGUGGUAGUCAGCGCGAGUAUUUUCACCCUGGCAGUCAUCUCGAUUGACAGAUACUUCGCUGUGGUUACGCCUCUCCACUACUCAAUGCGACUGACAUCAAGGCGAUGCUACGGCUUCAUCGUGUGUAUUUGGGUCCUGGCGAUAUUAAUCUCGGCCCCUCCAUUGUUGGGUUGGAACUCUAUGCAGUUCCAGUUACACAAGAUGGUGUGUACGGUCAAGUGGUCAAGUGUGUCCGGUUCUGACCGAUAUUACACAUUCUUCAUGAUCAGUUUCAGCUUCCUCCUGCCGUUAAUCGCUAUGUUGUGGACGUACGCCAGAAUAUUCAGAGCUGCUCGCGGAAACAUUGUCCGAGCACGUAGAAACAGCGUGAUUCGAGGGAGCUCGUCCGCGCCCUGUCAGUCAGACGAGAACGGACAGCAGCAAACCACGCCCAUCAACUCCCGGAGGCGGAGCAGCUCUGUGCCCAUCAUACGGCGCCUCAGCCAGUCUUCGAGCCGCUCGUCAUCUUUGCUGUGGAGGAAGGAAGAGUGGAAAGCCGCAGUGACAAGCUUCCUUGUCCUCUUCAGCUUCGCCGUGUGCUGGACGCCAUACUUCGUUGUGAUGGGCAUAGAGGCGGGGCUGGGCGAAGAGUCUCCCCUCUACCCCAUCGUGUCCCACAUUUCGACAGUCCUAGCUAUGUUCAGCUGCGCGUGCAACCCGCUCGUGUACGUUUUCCGCAGCAAGAUUGUUCGUCGUGAGCUCAAAGCCAUCGUCCAGGGUGGCCGAGGUGGGGGAGGGCAUGAACUCUGUAUCCCUCACGAACUUCCCCGGCGCGCUUCCGUUGUCAGGAACGAAAGUGGGCGGAGCUUGAGAAGUAUGGGGGAUCUUGAGGAAGACGUGGAGGCGGAGAGGACAGAGGAGGAAAAAUUGCAUUCUUUGGUGUGCAAGAAAUCUUUGGUCGCCCGGACCAAGGCUCAGGAAGCGGCCCUCCCGUGUUCGGACACCUGCUCCACGCUGUUGACUUGUAGCAGUUGUAACUCCAUGAAAGACUGACUCCAAAGUUUUUCAUUUUUCAAUUUUUAAGUGGAGAUGUCUUCUCCA